Messenger RNA from Plasmodium fragile, 1002 nucleotides. RefSeq lists its product as uncharacterized. The record is from RefSeq and is a predicted model, not a curated record. The transcript has 4 exons. NCBI's taxonomy places the organism in Eukaryota, Apicomplexa, Aconoidasida, Haemosporida, Plasmodiidae. Bases 1 to 1002 code for a protein of 333 amino acids.
AUGGGAUCGGUAAAUUUGGCGCAUGCAUUGGCGGAUUGGUUAAUCCGCGCGGGUUUUCCCGAUCAGGAUACAUAUGAGGAAGCAGUGUGGAACAAGACUAAAGACGUCAUGCAGGAGUUUGUGGAACACAUGCAGGGCGACGAUAUAAUACUGUAUGCAACGGCCUGUGGUAACGCAGGAUGGCAGCACCCCGACUACCCAAACGAUAAGCCCUAUCGAAACCACACGGUGGGGGAUAAACUUGUAUGCGUACUUAUGGUAGGGGCAUUAUAUUUCAUGAAUUGGGGGACAAGGCAAGCACAGGCCACAGUUACGGACGCUGCAACCAACGCAAUCAUACGAGAGCAUUUACGAUGUGCAAUAGUACAUAUGUUCAGCGCAGUAUUAAACGAAUCCGUGUGUCCAAGUAGGUGGGGUACUUUUUAUGCAUGGUACAUAAUGGGACAAUUAGGCACGGACGGCGGAUUUGACGCAGGUUUAAUACAGCAGCGGAAAUGUGGUAGAAACAUAUUUUCGGAAGUACAAAUAAGGGAACUUAAGUUAAAUGAACAAGUCAAACUAUGGUUAGGGAAAAAUAGUAAACUAAAAGAGGCAAUACAGAAAAUAAAAGGCGGUGCACUGUGCAGCACGCUGUGGCAGGAAGAUUGGAACCUACAGGACAUCCUGGGGAAUGGGACAACAGAGGAUAAGGAACGGUCGCCGAUUGUUCAGAUAGUGCAUGAGCUGCAAGACCCAAUGACGGAAAUAUUUGAGGAAAUCCGGAAACAGGCAGAGGAACGCAUAGAGAAAAAGGCACACGGACAGAAGGGGAACUUAGCGAACGAUGGCAAAAACGGACAAGCCGCCACCACGGCGCCAACACCAGAGGAAGCGGCAGAUGAUGUCAUAGCGGAGCAUGGUGUUUCUACACUGGAUACGGUCGUAACGAACGAUAGUGUUGUUGUAGAAAUAAUUAUAACUUUUGAGACAUUUCUGACGUUCAUCACAAAUUGUUUGAGUUAG